CUCAGGUCCGGAACACACCUAACUGUCACAAGCGCUUCUUCGCCCUUCGCAUCCAUUCAUAAUUGGUCCAUUCGCUCCUGCAGCGGUGAGGAGAAGCAAAGAGCUGGCGGCUGCUCAAGAUCAUUAAACCCCCGUCUUCGUUUUAAGUGUCUCCCGGGGACUCUCAGCCUGCUCUCCCUCUGCGGCCUCCUCCUUUUGCGCUGACCAACUUUUACGCUCAACAACAAACAAGAACCAUGGCCCAGCAACAGCAGAUAAGCCUUCCAGCCAAACUGAUCAAUGGAGGGAUUGCAGGCAUGGUUGGAGUCACCUGUGUGUUUCCAAUUGACUUGGCCAAGACCCGUCUGCAGAACCAGCGCAACGGGCAGCAAAUCUACAAGAACAUGAUGGAUUGCCUAAUCAAGACAGUUAAAUCUGAAGGCUACUUUGGCAUGUACAGAGGUGCCGCCGUAAAUCUGACCCUGGUAACCCCAGAGAAGGCUAUCAAACUAGCUGCUAAUGACUUCUUCCGCCACCAGCUGAGCAAAGAUGGUGCUAGGUUGACAGUGUUCAAGGAGAUGCUGGCGGGAUGUUGCGCAGGAAUGUGCCAGGUCAUUAUCACCACACCCAUGGAGAUGCUCAAGAUCCAGCUGCAGGAUGCAGGAAGGCUAGCGGCCCAGCAGAGGGUGAUGCCUAGUGUGGUAGCAACUCUGAAGAUGGCCGGGACCAGUGCUGUUCUGAGCCGUUCUUAUAACACCAGCCCUCAGGUCUCGCGAGUGUCCGCCAUACAGAUCACCAGAGAGCUGCUGAGGACCAAAGGAGUCACAGGGCUGUACAGGGGACUUGGGGCCACAUUGAUGAGGGACAUCCCAUUCUCCGUUGUGUACUUCCCUCUUUUUGCACAUAUGCACCAGCUCGGCCAGCAUUCAUCUGAAGACCCGUCUGUGCCCUUCUAUUGGUCCUUCAUGUCUGGCUGCUUGGCUGGAUCCAUUGCCGCUGUGGCAGUCAGCCCCUGUGACGUGGUGAAGACAAGGCUACAAUCACUCAAGAAAGGAGCUAAUGAGGAAACCUACAGUGGUGUGGUGGACUGUGUCAGAAAGAUCCUGAGAAAAGAGGGUCCCGGAGCUUUCCUCAAGGGAGCCAGUUGCCGGGCCCUGGUUAUUGCCCCACUCUUUGGCAUUGCCCAGGUUGUGUACUCUGUAGGAGUUGGAGAGUUCCUGUUGGGAUACAGCCCUUACAAUAUCUACUCUGCAUAAACCAGCUGUUUCUACAUUCUGCCGGCUCAUUAAAUCACGGCAGCUAUGCCCUGGGCAUAGCAAUAGACUCAGCUCUCUGUUACUGUGUACCUUCUUUACUAUUGGAGGUUUGUUGUAACAUGCUAAAGGGACCAAUAAGAUGACAUUUUAUUUUGAAAUGGUUUCAAAUUAUUAUGCCUUUAGCUGUUUCUUAUCUUAGAGACUGGCACUGAAGCAAAAAAGAAAGUUGAUUCCCUCACUGAGAGCUUUGAAAGUCCAACACCGAUCACCAAUUUUGCCCACAACAGACUUGACUCUACUACCGUGGCACCAGGCCUUUCACCUCAUAUCACUUACCCUUCACUGUAACCCUAACCUGCAUCUAAUGUGUAUCUCCACCGUUUAGGUGAUGGCUUUUAAUGGUGUUGGAAAAGAGACAUAAGUGUGCCAAGGAGAACCAGAUAACGAUGGUAAACUAGUGAAACUUGAAUAACUAUAUUGUUCUAAGGGUUUACAUAUAAAACUAGGGCACUGACAUUGAUCACAGUCUAUAUAUUGUAUAUAUAAAUUGUAUGUAUAAAUUGGCAAAUAACUUCUUUUACAACUUGGUGGGGAAACAAUCUGGGAGACUGUUGGUUUAAGGGGUCAUAACUUAAGCACUGAAAGUAAUGUACUAAAGUAAUGAAGUGUUUGGUCUGUUUAUCCACAAGGGUGCUAUACAGGGAAUCUAUGUUGUGUUACUUUGCAUUGCCAGGAGUGGUUUACUAAAUUCUUUCCCCAUUCUCAUUACCUGCACUGCUUUGUACUCUAAACAACAGAUGGUAUCUGGGGUUUUAACUUUCAGAACAGUUGUGGCUGAGAUGUUUGGGAGCUUUACUGUGAAUUUCUUCACCAUGGCAGCCAACGUGCAACUCAUGCAGUUAGCAAGCGUGAAUUCUGCAGCUGAAUUGCUCAAUAAGGCCUUCUGCCCUUUUGUGGUACAGUAAAUGAUGUUUGAUUGUGGCAAAGUAAAGUGAUGACGGGCAUAAAGACUUUAUUGGGCGGAUUCAUUAAGCUUUUGGGACCAAGUCUCCUGAAAUAAAAGUGCAAAAUGACCGACAACUAGCUUCGUUCUCCUGGUGGAGUCUUGCGGUUGUCCGGUUGGUCAAUUUUCUUGUCAAGAGAUACAGGAGCAGACACACAUGAAUGAUCUUAGGCACAUAGAGGCUGGAAAAGAUUGUUUCAGUUGUGGGUUGCCCUCUCUGUCUCUUCUGGAAGAUUUCAUGGGUCAUAGUACUUUCUUAUGUAAAAAAUUUAUCCUGUAUUUCUUAAGUUUUCUCACACUGUUCACGUCCAGCUCCGAUCGAGAGGCCAAGAACAGCUUUGACCAUUGAACCACGUGGUUCUGCCAGUUGAGAAAAUACUUCAUUUUAAGUUCAUUUUAGAAUUACGCAUGUAAAUAGAUUUCUAAAUGCUGAAUAAAUAUUUAUAAAUGCA
This is a messenger RNA of Mugil cephalus (flathead mullet), 2690 nucleotides long. Its product is annotated as mitochondrial glutamate carrier 1-like. The record is from RefSeq and is a predicted model, not a curated record. Lineage: Eukaryota; Metazoa; Chordata; Actinopteri; Mugiliformes; Mugilidae. Gene Ontology annotation, biological process: L-glutamate transmembrane transport; aspartate transmembrane transport; malate-aspartate shuttle. Gene Ontology annotation, molecular function: L-glutamate transmembrane transporter activity; L-aspartate transmembrane transporter activity. Bases 237 to 1235 code for a protein of 332 amino acids. The transcript has 10 exons.